AUCGAUGCACUUCUGUCGAUGCUUCUUCGUUUAUUGGAACACCAUCAAACUAAGGAUAAACUCAUUAGUAAUCUUGGAGAGACCAGUGUUGCUGUUAAUCUGUAUACCCUCAUUAUGAAGCCGCUGGACGAAGUGGAUGCAAAUGCAAAAAAGAAAACGCUCCAGAUACUGCACAUUUUGCUCUCGAGUGGGCGUGUACCGGAUUCCAGUCGAAUGCAGCUGUUCCUCGACGACUAUGGCGGUUUUGCUAGUUUGAUGAUGCAUCACACCAAUUUUUCCUCACUUUUACAUGAAGAAGCGUCAGUGAAAAUAUUCUUGAAGAUAUUACAAAAAGGUGAGGAGCUAACGAGCGCAGUACCCCAAAUUGUGGUCAAUAAAGAUGGUGUUACUCAUAUCGAGGACUUUUUUAAAUAG
Messenger RNA from Echinostoma caproni, 414 nucleotides. The record is from the annotation of a GenBank genome assembly. Lineage: Eukaryota; Metazoa; Platyhelminthes; Trematoda; Plagiorchiida; Echinostomatidae.